GUGUCUUAUGUGUUACUGAGUCGCCAGCAUGCUGACCGCACAGAGAGCAUGUGCAGCUCUGACUGCUCGGCGACUUGUUGGAACCUCCGUCUCCGACACACACACACGCUCCCGCAAGUUCCGCACCGCCGCUCGCAGUCGCGACGAGCUGGAGCUCAAUCCAGAAUGGGCGAACUUGGCCAAAAAGCAGCUCAAAGGGAAGAACCCCGAGGACCUGAUCUGGCGCACGCCCGAAGGCAUCAACAUCAAACCCGUUUACACAAAGUCAGACUCUGCUGCGGUCCCAGAUGAACUGCCAGGAGUUUUCCCCUACACUAGGGGGCCCUAUCCUACCAUGUACACAUCUAGACCCUGGACCAUCAGACAGUAUGCUGGCUUCAGCACAGUGGAGGAAAGCAACAAGUUUUACAGGGAUAAUAUCAAAGCUGGACAGCAAGGUUUGUCUGUGGCCUUCGACCUCCCCACGCACAGAGGCUACGACUCGGACAACCCCCGCGUCCAUGGAGAUGUGGGAAUGGCUGGAGUUGCCAUAGACACCGUGGAAGACAUGAAGAUGCUGUUUGACGGAAUCCCACUGGAGCGCAUGUCCGUUUCCAUGACAAUGAAUGGGGCAGUGAUCCCUGUCCUGGCCAUGUUCAUAGUGACGGGAGAGGAGCAGGGGGUGUCCAAAGCCAAGCUUACAGGGACCAUCCAGAAUGACAUCCUGAAAGAGUUCAUGGUGCGCAACACCUAUAUCUUCCCCCCGGAACCAUCCAUGCACGCUAUCGCGGAUAUCUUCGCCUACACAUCCCAAAACAUGCCCAAGUUCAAUUCCAUCUCCAUCAGUGGCUACCACCUUCAAGAAGCUGGGGCAGACGCCAUCUUAGAGGUGGCUUACACCAUCGCCAACGGCUUGGAGUACUGCCGCACAGGGCUGAAAGCCGGCCUCACCAUCGACGAGUUUGCUCCCAGGCUGUCCUUUUUCUGGGGCAUUGGCAUGAACUUCUACAUGGAGAUAGCCAAACUGCGGGCUGGGCGGCGACUCUGGGCCACGCUGAUCAAGAAGAACUUCCAGCCCAAGAUGGUCAAGUCCCUCCUCCUCAGAACGCACUGCCAGACCUCAGGAUGGUCUCUCACUGAACAGGACCCCUACAACAACGUGGUGAGGACUGUGAUCGAGGCCAUGGCAGCAGUGUUCGGGGGUACCCAGUCGCUCCACACCAACUCGUUUGACGAGGCUCUGGGUCUGCCCACGGUCAAGAGCGCCCGCAUCGCCCGAAACACCCAGAUCAUCAUCCAGGAGGAGUCUGGGAUACCCAACGUGGCCGACCCCUGGGGCGGAUCCCACAUGAUGGAGGCCCUGACAGAUGACGUCUACAACACCGCCCUAAAGUUCAUCAGUGAGAUUGAGGAGAUGGGGGGCAUGGCCAGGGCUGUGGCUGAGGGCAUUCCUAAACUACGCAUAGAGGAGUGUGCUGCCCGCAGACAGGCUCGCAUAGACUCAGGUAACGAGGUCAUUGUCGGUGUGAACAAGUAUCGUCUGGAGACAGAGGAGACGGUGGAAGUGCUGGCUAUAGACAACACCAGCGUGCGCAAUAAACAGAUCGACAAACUGAAGAACGUCAGAGCGAGCCGUGAUGCAGAGAAGGCAAGGGCGUGCCUGGCAGCCAUCGAGGAGUGCGCUCGCACACGGGAGGGGAACCUCCUGGGCCUGGCUGUGGAGGCAGCCCGUGCCAGGUGUUCAGUCGGGGAGAUCACAGACGCCAUGAAGACUGUGUUCGGAGAGCACAAAGCCAGCACCAGGAUGGUGAGUGGAGCCUACCGCAGCGAGUACGGAGAAAACGAGGAAAUCUCGCUGACCAACAACCGGGUUAUUGAGUUUAAAAAGCAUGAAGGGAGAAACCCUCGUCUAUUGGUGGCGAAGAUGGGCCAGGACGGUCAUGACAGGGGUGCAAAGGUCAUCGCCACAGGCUUCGCUGACCUGGGCUUUGAUGUGGACAUUGGACCUCUCUUCCAGACUCCGCUGGAGGUGGCACAGCAGGCGGUGGAUGCGGAUGUGCACUGCGUGGGCGUCAGUACCCUGGCGGCGGGGCACAAGACGCUGGUCCCAGAGCUCAUCAAGGAGCUGAGGAACCUGAACCGCCCUGACAUCCUGGUCAUCUGCGGGGGCGUCAUUCCACCACAGGACUACGAGUUCCUCUUCCAGAGCGGUGUGUGUUGCAUCUUCGGCCCGGGCACCCGGAUCCCCCAGGCAGCCGUGGAGGUUAUCGACAACAUCGAGAAGAGCCUAGAGAAGAUCCGCCAGGCCAUGUGAACAAGAGCCCACGCCACAACCCCACGCCAGGACCCCACGCCAGGACCCCACACCACGACCCCACGCCAGGACCCCACACCACAACCCCACACCAGGACCCCACACCACGACCCCACGCCAGGACCCCACACCACGACCCCACGCCAGGACCCCACGCCACGACCCCACGCCACAAUCCCACGCCACGACCCCACGCCAGGACCCCAAACCACCACCCCACGCCAGGACCCCAAACCACCACCCCACGCCACGACCCCACGCCAGGACCCCACGCCAGGACCCCACGCCACGACCCCACACCACCACCCCACGCCACGACCCCACACCAGGACCCCACGCCAGGACCCCACACCACGAUCCCACGCCACAACCCCACACCACCACCCCACACCACCACCCCACACCACGAUCCCACGCCACAACCCCACGCCAGGACCCCACACCACGAUCCCACGCCACCACCCCACACCACGACCCCACACCACGACAUGACCAUCUACACUUCAGCCUCUGUCUUGACCCUGUGGGAAAGAUGCUACAGUUGGAAAGUGUUAUAAUCUGACUGCUUAACUAGAGCCAUUGGGCUGUUUAAUAAAAAGUUAUGGUAUACAUAAUGUGUUUUAUGAAUCAGGUUAGAUUCUCAUUGAUGCAUAAUGUAAUAAAGUUGUGAUUAAAGGAA
This is a messenger RNA of Osmerus eperlanus (European smelt), 2972 nucleotides long. It is a transcript of the gene mmut, whose product is annotated as methylmalonyl CoA mutase. Gene Ontology annotation, cellular component: cytoplasm; mitochondrion. NCBI's taxonomy places the organism in Eukaryota, Metazoa, Chordata, Actinopteri, Osmeriformes, Osmeridae. Gene Ontology annotation, molecular function: cobalamin binding; metal ion binding; methylmalonyl-CoA mutase activity. Bases 29 to 2293 code for a protein of 754 amino acids. The transcript is spliced from 12 exons. The record is from RefSeq and is a predicted model, not a curated record.